Molecule: messenger RNA, 3491 nt
Organism: Trichechus manatus latirostris (Florida manatee)
Lineage: Eukaryota; Metazoa; Chordata; Mammalia; Sirenia; Trichechidae
Gene: RRM1
Product: ribonucleotide reductase catalytic subunit M1
Exons: 19
Coding region: 207-2585 (792 amino acids)
Biological process (GO): deoxyribonucleotide biosynthetic process; DNA replication
Cellular component (GO): ribonucleoside-diphosphate reductase complex
Molecular function (GO): ATP binding; ribonucleoside-diphosphate reductase activity, thioredoxin disulfide as acceptor
Source: RefSeq, a predicted model, not a curated record
GGAGCGGGAAGGGGAUUCAGAUUGCCGCGCCCCUGUUUUGGUGAGGACCGCGCUCUCAGUCCCCAACUCCAGUCCCUGCCCAUCCUGAGCGCCUAUUCAGCAGCCCCUGGAGCACGACCCUUCGCACUGUGCCACCUUCGCGAUCUUGCCGACGCCUCAGCCGCAGCUCCAAGUCGAACCUCUCAGCACCUCAGCCAGUAGCUGCGAUGCAUGUGAUCAAGCGAGAUGGCCGCCAAGAGCGGGUCAUGUUCGACAAAAUCACUUCUCGAAUCCAGAAGCUUUGCUAUGGACUCAAUAUGGACUUUGUUGAUCCUGCUCAGAUCACCAUGAAAGUAAUCCAGGGCUUAUACAGUGGGGUCACCACUGUGGAACUAGACACUUUGGCUGCUGAAACAGCUGCAACCUUGACUACUAAGCACCCUGACUAUGCCAUCCUGGCAGCAAGGAUUGCUGUCUCUAACUUGCACAAAGAAACGAAGAAAGUGUUCAGUGAUGUGAUGGAAGACCUGCACAACUACAUAAAUCCUCAUAAUGGCAGACACUCUCCCAUGGUGGCCAAGUCAACACUGGAUAUUGUUUUGGCCAGUAAAGAUCGCCUGAAUUCAGCCAUUAUCUAUGACCGAGACUUCUCUUAUAAUUACUUUGGUUUCAAGACUCUGGAGCGGUCCUAUUUGUUGAAGAUCAAUGGAAAAGUGGCUGAAAGACCACAACAUAUGUUGAUGAGGGUAUCUGUUGGGAUUCACAAAGAAGACAUUGAUGCUGCUAUUGAAACAUACAACCUUCUCUCUGAGAAGUGGUUUACUCAUGCCUCCCCCACUCUCUUCAAUGCUGGUACCAACCGCCCACAACUCUCUAGCUGUUUCCUUCUGAGUAUGAAAGAUGACAGCAUUGAAGGCAUUUAUGACACUCUAAAGCAAUGUGCACUAAUAUCCAAGUCUGCUGGGGGAAUUGGUGUUGCUGUGAGUUGUAUCCGAGCUACUGGCAGCUAUAUUGCUGGGACUAAUGGCAAUUCUAAUGGCCUUGUACCUAUGCUGAGAGUGUAUAACAACACAGCAAGAUAUGUGGAUCAAGGUGGGAAUAAGCGACCUGGUGCAUUUGCUAUUUACCUGGAGCCUUGGCAUUUAGACAUCUUUGAGUUCCUUGAUUUAAAGAAGAACACAGGAAAGGAAGAACAGCGUGCCAGGGACCUAUUCUUUGCCCUUUGGAUUCCGGAUCUCUUUAUGAAACGAGUGGAGACUAAUCAGGACUGGUCUUUGAUGUGUCCAAAUGAGUGUCCUGGCCUGGAUGAGGUUUGGGGAGAGGAAUUUGAGAAGCUAUAUGAAAGUUAUGAGAAACAAGGUCGUGUCCGCAAAGUUGUAAAAGCACAGCAGCUUUGGUAUGCCAUCAUUGAGUCUCAGACAGAGACAGGUACCCCGUACAUGCUCUACAAGGAUUCCUGUAAUCGGAAGAGCAACCAGCAGAACCUGGGAACAAUCAAAUGCAGCAACCUGUGCACAGAAAUAGUAGAGUAUACCAGCAAAGAUGAGGUUGCAGUUUGUAACUUGGCUUCCCUGGCCCUGAAUAUGUAUGUCACAUCAGAACACACAUAUGACUUUAAGAAGUUGGCUGAAGUCACUAAAGUUAUUGUCCGUAACUUGAAUAAAAUUAUUGAUAUUAAUUACUACCCUGUUCCAGAGGCAUUCUUAUCAAAUAAAUGCCAUCGCCCCAUUGGAAUUGGGGUACAAGGUCUGGCAGAUGCUUUUAUCCUGAUGAGGUAUCCUUUUGAGAGUCCAGACGCCCAGUUAUUGAAUAAGCAAAUUUUUGAAACCAUUUAUUAUGGAGCCCUGGAAGCCAGUUGUGAACUGGCCAAGGAGCAUGGCCCAUAUGAAACCUAUGAGGGCUCUCCAGUCAGCAAAGGAAUCCUUCAGUAUGAUAUGUGGAAUGUUACUCCUACAGACCUAUGGGACUGGAAACUUCUGAAAGAGAAGAUUGCAAAGUAUGGUGUAAGAAACAGUUUACUUAUUGCCCCGAUGCCUACUGCUUCAACUGCUCAGAUACUGGGGAAUAAUGAGUCCAUUGAACCUUAUACCAGCAACAUCUACACUCGCAGAGUCUUGUCAGGAGAAUUUCAGAUUGUGAAUCCCCACUUACUGAAAGAUCUUACUGAGCGAGGCUUGUGGAAUGAAGAGAUGAAAAACCAGAUUAUUGCAUGCAAUGGCUCUAUCCAGAGCAUACCUGAAAUUCCUGAUGACCUGAAGCAACUUUAUAAGACAGUGUGGGAAAUCUCUCAAAAAACCAUACUCAAGAUGGCAGCUGAGAGAGGGGCUUUCAUCGAUCAAAGUCAGUCUCUGAACAUCCAUAUCGCUGAGCCUAACUAUGGCAAACUCACUAGUAUGCACUUCUACGGCUGGAAGCAGGGUUUGAAGACUGGGAUGUAUUAUUUAAGGACAAGACCAGCAGCUAAUCCGAUCCAGUUCACUCUAAAUAAGGAGAAGCUGAAAGAUAAAGAAAGGGUAUCAAAAGAGGAAGAAGAGAAGGAGAGGAACACAGCAGCCAUGGUGUGCUCUCUGGAGAAUAGAGAUGAGUGUCUGAUGUGUGGAUCCUGAGAAGAAAGGCUCAGAGAGACCAGCACUUCUUUGACAGCCACACUACUGCUUGAUCAUAGAUAGGAGUAGUGAGUUUGCUUGAGGUGGUAAGGCUUGGCUUCAUCUUAUUGUAGAAGAAGGAUCAAUUGAUUUAAUGUACUCUUUCUCAGUUUUGGUAAGGUGACUUAGUUGUGCUGCUUUGACUGGUGGGUCCCUAGAAGCAAAACUGAGUCCUUAUACAUGCAAACAACCCAUCAGAGCCACCCAGGAAAGGCUCUUAAAUUCUCGUUGUCCUCUGACUUGCUCUAGGACCUUUAUCUGGACAAGGUCCUAUAGGUCAUCUGAAAUAAAGAUGAACAUUUCUAAGUGACUGUGUCAGAUUAAUUUUGUCAUGUAUUUUCAUACAAAUGUCAAAUUUGAAAAAAGAAAAUUUUCUGUUCUUUGAGAGUUCAGGAAGGAAAUUUUAAGACAGAUUACUUAAAAUCUAUAUAGAAUUCUGACUUUAAUAUAUGCCUUUUUCCUCUUUUUAACACAUGCAUGUGUACAAACAAACACAUACUGAUCCCUUAUUGUUAUACUUAACUGGUGCUCUUUUUGAGUGUGGCUAGUUUCCCAUUUCUGAUAUGGAGAAGUAUCAUUAGCACCUUUAGUUUGUAAAAUGCACCCCAAAUUUUCAUGGAGUUUUUAAAGAAAAUUAUGGAAUGUUCUUUAAAUCUCCUUUCUCUAUUGCUUCAGUGGUUUUCAUGGAUUUUUUUGAUGACUUGUGUUCAGUGUUCUAUAUCUCAGAAUAUAACCUACGUUAAGUUCUACUUUUACAGGUAAGGAAAUAGAUUAAAAAAGGUUAAGUGACUUGAAAUCCUUAGGGAUUUGAACUGGUUCAUUAAUUUCUACCCCAAAUAUACUGAAUCAGAAUCUACGUUUUAACAA